UCACCUGCAAUCACGAAACCUUGAAGUGCCUUAGAGGGGAACGUGUUUCUGUACUGAAUCGCACAACAAGUCAUUCAUUGAAGUCAGUCGCAAUGCCUCACAAACAUACCAGGAGGGAACAAGAUCCCUCAGCAUUUGAUCUCCCCCCAUCACAAAUCGCGAGGCCGCUUCCCGUUCAGCUGCGAAGUCGAAAAGCUUUAGCCAACAACGCGAAAAACACCAAGAAUGGCAAGAAUGGCAAAAGCCAAAAGACAGAGAAUGAUGGCGUCUCCAAGAAGAGAAAAGGUCGCAGCAAUGAUGACGAUGCUCCGAGAGCUUUCAAGCGCAUCAUGUCGUUGGCGUCGGGCAGGAGACAACGAUCUGGUCUAGAUAAUGGCGAGACGGUGGCCCAAAAGAAGAAGGCAGCUAAGAAAGCUGCAGCAGCCGCGCAGAGCGAGACCAAGGUUGAGGAGACUGGGAAGCCCGAGAUGCCCACGAUCCGGCCGGGUGAGAAGAUGUCCGAUUUCGCUGCCCGCGUCAACGCAGCCCUACCUCUGGCCAACCUUGUCAACAAGACCGAAAGGGGCGGAAAAGAUCCUCUCGGUCUCAAGACCGUCAGGACGCGGAAAGAGAAGAAGAUGCACAAGCUAUAUGACCAGUGGCGUGAGGAAGAGCGCAAGAUUCAAGAGAAGAGAGAAGAGGAGCUCGAAGAAAUCGCCGAACGCGAGCUAGAUGAAGAGAUCAACGGCGGUACCUUUGGCAAUUUCGGACAGACCUCAAAGGCCUUCUACGAACCUGGGCAGGACAAGAAGAAGGGUAAAAAGGGGAAGAAAAAUAAGGGCGCAGACCGCGAAGAAGAUCCUUGGGCAGUGCUCAAGAAGAUGCGUGCUGAGGCCAAAGUAGGGCUCCAUGAUGUCGCGCAGGCUCCGCCAGAGCUUCACAAGGUCGGCAGAGAUAAGCUAUUGGUCCGUGGUGCGGCCGUUGAUGUCUCCAACGUGCCAAAAUCCGCUGGUAGCCUGAGAAGACGUGAAGAGCUCCAGGAAACCAGAGAGGCAUUCCUUGUGGCUUACAGAAAACAGCAGGAGGAAAAGUUGGCUAAGCUUGCCGUGACGAGAUCUCGAGAUACCCAAAACUAGCAGCAAUGAAAGCCUGUCUUCGAAGACGCCGA
This is a messenger RNA of Colletotrichum scovillei, 1147 nucleotides long. RefSeq lists its product as uncharacterized. The transcript is spliced from 2 exons. The record is from RefSeq and is a predicted model, not a curated record. Bases 93 to 1115 code for a protein of 340 amino acids. Lineage: Eukaryota; Fungi; Ascomycota; Sordariomycetes; Glomerellales; Glomerellaceae.